Pollicipes pollicipes is the source of this 1638-nucleotide messenger RNA. RefSeq names its product ephrin type-A receptor 4-A. Gene Ontology annotation, molecular function: protein binding; transmembrane-ephrin receptor activity. NCBI's taxonomy places the organism in Eukaryota, Metazoa, Arthropoda, Thecostraca, Pollicipedomorpha, Pollicipedidae. The coding region runs from base 53 to 1201 and encodes 382 amino acids. Gene Ontology annotation, cellular component: plasma membrane; dendrite. The transcript has 9 exons. The record is from RefSeq and is a predicted model, not a curated record. Gene Ontology annotation, biological process: protein phosphorylation; axon guidance; ephrin receptor signaling pathway.
CAAGGGAGGAGGAGGGGUACGGACCCCCUCGACCCUCACAGGAUCUCCAGCCAUGGCCGCAGGCAUCAUCAUACGAGUCUCUAAGUCCGGCUACCCGCACGGACCUGAUCUAAACAUGGGCGGGCAUCAAUCUGCUCUGAUGAUCCUGGCACUGACUGUAGUAAUAAUUCUGAUGACUUCGUCUGCGAUCAUCGCCGUAGAAGUAACACUGUCCCAGAAGCAUUAUGCGGUUGUUGCGCGUCACCCGGCAGAUAAAGCGGAAUGCCGUGAAAUCGUGGUCGGGCUGGCCCUGUUUCCGACCACGCCCACCGGUAAUGGGAACAGCACGAUCCGGGUGAGAGGCAAGUGUGUCAAAAACGCGGAAAUCGGAGAAAAUGGCCAGAUUCCCCAGCUCACCUGCAAGAGGGACGGCACAUGGCGCUCGCUGAGUGGACUCUGCAGAUGCAAGAAAGGCUACGCGGCCAAUCCGACCGACUGGACUUGCAAAGCGGUUGCGCAGCGGACACAUCUGUGUCCAGACCACAGUAGCCCAGCGUCAGUCGACUCGGCCGCCUGCCCGUGUGACGCCGGCUUCUACCGGGCACCAGCUGACCGCUACGGCUGUGCCUGCACCCAGCCGCCGUCGGCGCCGCGGCAUCUGGAGGCCGAGGCUGUGGAUCAGAGCACGGUCGUGCUGGCGUGGGGCGCUCCAUUGUGGGGCGGCGGCCGGGCCGACACCAUCUACUCGGUCAGCUGUGAGCGGUGCGGCGCCAGCGUCACCUUCAGCCCCGCUCAGACCGGUCUGCGCGGGACCCGGGUGCACGUUUCGGGUUUGAGUCCGGCGACCUCCUACCGGUUCCGGGUGUACAGCCGGAACGGCGUCUCGCCCGUGGCAGCCGGCGAAGAUGAGCACCAGACGAUCGAUCUCACCACGCAGUCGUCAGAUUUGCUGCCUCGGCGAGCAAGCGUCAGAUCAACGUCCCAUCUGAAGCGGCGGUCAUCGAAUGCGGAGAACGGGCGAUACAGCUUCUCGUCGACUGCAACGCUCGUCGUCACGUGCAUCGUCACGGCCUUCGUAUUAGUUGGCGUGAUCGUCUUCAUGGUCUUCAAACACGGGACGGCGGGCGCCCUGCGCUCGGACGCGGAGCGCGGAUGUACAGCGAAGAUUGGCCUGCUGAAGGUCCCCAUGCUACCCAGAAAGUCGUUUCCCGUGGAGCGGUAAUACUUUAGUCACUAACUUGGUGACGUCAAGAAGUGUUGGAAGGGCUGUGAUAUUUUUCGAUCUGUUCGCUUGUAAGGUAGCGACACUCCCAGAAUCUCAAGCUAAAAUCUCACUCAUGCUCUAUUUUUUAAAAGUUUUUUAUCUGUUGUGUGCGGUAUUGCUACAUUUAUUGUCCACGCUUUAUUUUAUCAUAAGCCUAAAGCUCUUAAGGGGGUUAAACGGUGUUCAAAAUGCUAGGAGGUGUUGGUUGACACGCGUUCGGGUGGGGGUCUAACUGACUGGCUAACUGACCCACCCGAAGGUUUUUCCGAAAUUAUUUCCGAACGGCGCGGUGCAACUGCGCCAAAUUUUGCGUAGCUAUAGAUAAUUGAAUAGCAGAUGGUUUGGAAUAAAAAAUUAGAUAUAAUAAGUAAGGUUGCUGACCUAUGGCACGUCAA